Messenger RNA from Myripristis murdjan (pinecone soldierfish), 2340 nucleotides. It is a transcript of the gene gabrb3, whose product is annotated as gamma-aminobutyric acid type A receptor subunit beta3. The record is from RefSeq and is a predicted model, not a curated record. Gene Ontology annotation, biological process: monoatomic ion transmembrane transport. The coding region runs from base 307 to 1878 and encodes 523 amino acids. Gene Ontology annotation, molecular function: extracellular ligand-gated monoatomic ion channel activity; GABA-A receptor activity. Gene Ontology annotation, cellular component: membrane. The transcript has 11 exons. Lineage: Eukaryota; Metazoa; Chordata; Actinopteri; Holocentriformes; Holocentridae.
UUGAUUGGGGACAUACAUCUUUCCUCAGCUAGACCUCAAAACCCGACCCAGAUCAGCGGUGAUUACACGCAGGUGCACAGAUGACUGAAGUACUGAAGGGCUGAGAGGGACUGGAGGAAAGUUUGGAUGGUCUGCGCGGUGCAGAGACAAACAUCAUGUCCUUAAUAAAAAGGGCACCUGUAUUUCCUACGCUCCAAUGACUACUAGCCAGCAGCCCUGCUCUGUGGUGGGACGACUGGGGGAAACCCACUCAGAAUUAACUGCCUUCUAUGCUUGGAACCGGAUGGAAGUCUCACAGGCAUAAAAAUGCGGUUUUGGUGGAUUUUACUGCUUGGUUUUUGGAGUGUCUAUGGGGAACUGCCUUUCAUAGCAGAGAACAAUGCAGCUAUGUUGGUCAACUGGAAUGCUGUUGAUGGGAACAAGAAGCUCUAUGCCAUCUAUGACACAAGCGUCAACGAACCGGGAAACAUGUCUUUCGUCAAAGAGACCGUGGAUAAACUGUUGAAAGGAUAUGACAUUCGCCUUCGCCCGGACUUUGGGGGUGCCCCGGUUGCUGUGGGUAUGAGUAUAGACGUGGCAAGUAUAGACAUGGUGUCAGAAGUCAAUAUGGACUACACACUGACUAUGUACUUCCAGCAGUAUUGGAGAGACAAGAGGCUAGCCUAUGUAGGGAUCCCUCUCAACCUCACACUGGACAACAGAGUAGCAGACCAGCUCUGGGUCCCUGACACCUACUUCCUCAAUGACAAGAAGUCCUUUGUGCACGGUGUCACAGUGAAGAACCGCAUGAUUCGACUGCAUCCGGACGGCACGGUUCUCUACGGCCUCAGAAUCACAACCACAGCAGCCUGCAUGAUGGAUCUGAGGAGAUACCCACUGGAUGAACAGAACUGUACUCUGGAAAUUGAGAGCUAUGGAUACACAACAGAUGACAUAGAGUUCUACUGGAAAGGUGGAGACAACGCCGUGACGGGAGUGACGCGCAUCGAGUUGCCUCAGUUCUCUAUAGUUGACUACAAACUAGUCUCCAGGAAUGUGGUCUUUUCCACAGGUGCCUAUCCACGACUUUCUCUGAGCUUCAAACUGAAGCGAAACAUUGGAUACUUCAUCCUGCAGACCUACAUGCCCUCUAUCCUAAUCACCAUCCUUUCCUGGGUGUCUUUCUGGAUAAAUUAUGACGCCUCUGCUGCCAGAGUUGCAUUAGGGAUCACAACUGUGCUGACUAUGACAACCAUUAACACCCAUUUGAGGGAGACGCUGCCUAAGAUUCCCUACGUCAAAGCCAUAGACAUGUACUUGAUGGGUUGCUUUGUUUUCGUCUUCCUGGCGCUGCUGGAGUAUGCCUUUGUCAACUACAUCUUCUUUGGAAGAGGCCCGCAGAUGCAGAAGAGGCUGGCUGAGAGGGCACAGAAGGCAAAUAAUGACCGGAAUAAAUUUGACGGGCCCAAGUCUGUUCUGGAAGGAGGCAAUUGCAAGUCUUCAUCCAUUAAACAGUCCAAUCAGGUACAAGGGCGUCGUCACUCACAAGGGGUUGACUCCCAGGGGAACAUUUUGCUGACAACCUUGGAGAUCCACAACGAGGUGGCAGGAAAUGAAAUCACAACCAGCGUGAGCGAGACUCGCAACUCGUCCUCCAUGGUGUUUGACCACUCAGGGGUCCAGUACAGGAAGCAGAGUGCGGCGCGCGAGUCAGGCCGCCUCAGCCUGGACAGGAACACACACCUAAAGAAAACCCGUCUGCGGAGACGAUCCUCACAACUCAAAAUCAAAAUCCCGGACCUCACUGAUGUGAACGCCAUUGAUAGAUGGUCACGGAUAAUAUUUCCUUGCACCUUCUCUCUCUUCAACUUAAUCUACUGGCUUUAUUAUGUGAAUUAACACACUGAUGUUUUAUAAGUCCAUCCUGUCUCAUUCUUGUUUUUGAAUGAGAAUGUAUGACUUCUUUAUGUGAAGCAUAUAACACGGUAAAAUCCUAAUGGAAUUUUUUUAUUCAAAGAGUGAGGACUUUUGUAAACCAAGAGUGUGCACGUGUGUGUGUGUGUGUGUGUGUGUGUGUGUGUGUGUGCACUUAUAAAGACUUAUCCACAAACACAUCCGGUAUUUUACACAGACUUUCAUGUAAAUUACUGCUCUCUCUACUCUGACCUCUUUGAAGUCCUGGGACAUCUUAACGUAUGGAUUGAAAGCCCAACUUCUCCAGAAGAUCUGCUGUGUUGUAUUUCACAAGGAUUAUUUACAGUGCUUUAUGUCAUUUAUCACAUCUGUAGCCAUAAUUUAUGUGUACACUAUGGUCAUAGUGGGGCAACUUAAUACUAACAACAAGCCCGCUAAAACACAACC